AUGUUUAAGCGUAAGCCAACUUCACCAGUACCACCACCACCACUUUCAUUUAAUGACAUUUUAUCAGAUUUGAGCCGCUUACAAGCUUACAACAAGCAAGCGCUUGGCAAAAAAAUAGAUAUCUUAGAAAUAGUCAAUACUACUGAUAGUAAUAACGAAAAUAGUAAAACCGAUGGAUCUGGAGAAAAUUCACAACCUCUAAAGUUCACAACAGCCUCAUCACUUAUCGAACAUCUAAAUAAAUUGCCAGCUGCUAACACUCCAAUAUCUUCAGAAACACUCGAUGCUACAUAUGAUCUUUGUACAAAUUUUAUAAAUGUCAAUGACCAAUUACUUGUAUCUCGCAGAGAUCUCGAUGGAUUAGACACUGAUAAUUCAAGGUAUAUUAUGUACGAUUGGAAAUUUAAAACGAUGUUUAACGUUAAUACUACACAAUUUUCCAAAAUAAAAACUCCAUUAAAAAAUUUGCAAUUAGUUAAAAUCAUAAUUGACCAAAUGUCUUCACAAUCUUUCACGAAAAAAAAGGAAAAUAAAAAGUUGAGCACCAGAAAAUCUUCUGGUAUCAUACCACUUCCGAUUUCUGUAUCCAAUACUAGCUUCACAAAUACAUUUACAACUUUUUUAGUCAAUCGCUUUCCGUUUUUAUCCUACUAUUUCACUAGUAGUAUACAAGAAUCACGCGUAAAAACGCGAGGCAAUUUUGAUGCUAAUUCUACUUCAGUAAUAGUCUCGGAAAAGCAAGCUAUACAAAAGCUAUGGAAGCAAGGUUUUUUUGGGAAAGGAAAUUUAUCCAGAAGUGAGCCUACUUUUGAAUGGAGAGAUGGAAAGAAAGGGGAUCAGCCUUUAUCAGCUGAACAAAUAACGCAGAACCGUAGAAUAGCAAGAGCGAGAAGGAAAAAGAACAAAAAGAACGCAUCUGCUUCUAUUACCAACAAUGAAGAUAGCAAGGACGUUAUUGAUGUUAGUGAUAAAGCUAUAUCUAUUCAAGAACAUUUACAACUUACAACAGAAGAAGCAUUUUUCUUAAGUUUCGGACUUGGAUGCUUGGAAAUCUAUGAUGCUAAUGAUAAUUUGAUGACUACUCAUGAUUGUUGGAACGCGUUUCGUAUAUCUUCCGUAUCCAAUAUCGCUCUUAAUGCUCCUCAGGAUUCGCUAAUAACACAAUUAGAUAAUCCAUUCAUUCUUCGAUAUGUUGUAUAUCAUUAUUUCCGUAGUUUGGGUUGGGUUGUUAGGAGUGGCAUGAAAUUUGGAUGUGAUUAUGUGUUAUACGAGAAAGGACCUGAAUAUAAACACGCAGAAUACUGCGUGAUAGUACUUCCAUACUAUCUUUCUGUUACUAACAAUAAGAAUAAUAAUCACUUCCGUCAUAACGUUACGACAUCUUGGCAAUUAAUGUCAAAUUUGAGUAGAGUUUGUGUACAAGUUAAAAAGUCAUUAGUAUUAUGUUAUGUAAUUAUUCCACCAUCACUUCCAGAAUCCAUACCAAAUUCGCAAUCUCAUGAACAAGUUCAACUUUCAACUUCCUCAGAUAAUAACCAACAUCACGUUAAUGAUGAAAAUAAUUAUGGUACUAUUGAUUUGAACAACCCAUUUGAAU
Dentiscutata erythropus is the source of this 1597-nucleotide messenger RNA. Lineage: Eukaryota; Fungi; Glomeromycota; Glomeromycetes; Diversisporales; Gigasporaceae. The record is from the annotation of a GenBank genome assembly.